Molecule: messenger RNA, 1734 nt
Organism: Aspergillus oryzae RIB40
Lineage: Eukaryota; Fungi; Ascomycota; Eurotiomycetes; Eurotiales; Aspergillaceae
Exons: 1
Coding region: 1-1734 (577 amino acids)
Cellular component (GO): intracellular anatomical structure
Molecular function (GO): protein binding
Source: RefSeq, a predicted model, not a curated record
AUGGGCUCUGUCGAAAAUUCACCUGUACCGGCAAGCGCUGAAUAUUAUGAUCUUGGAUCAUUUGGACACACCAUCACUACAACCAGCGCAGAUACACAAACAUGGUUCAACCGCGGUUUAACCUGGUGUUACGCCUUCAAUCAUCUCGAAGGUGCCUAUUGCUUCGAACAAGCAAUUAGCCAUGAUCCAUCAUGUACAAUGGCUCACUGGGGAUUGGCGUAUGCGCUGGGACCCAAUUACAAUAAAGGCUGGGAUCGGUUCGAUCCCCAAGACUUAGCUGUCUGCUUAAAACGAGCCUUUGCCGCAUCGCGACGCGCAAAGGAAUUAUCAGUCCAUGCCUUGCCCUGGGAGCAGGCACUUGCCGACGCCCUUACACUGCGCUACCCGAGCGAAACCCCGCUGGCGGACUACUCGGUGCCAAGCGCAGAAUACGCUGCCGCUAUGAAAUCAGCGUACGAGAAGUACGGCAGCGAUCUGGAUAUCGCAGUGCUGUAUGCGGAUGCGCUGAUGAAUUUGACUCCCUGGGCCCUGUGGGAUCUGUUUACCGGCCAGCCUGUCAAGGGUGCCCCGACGGCUGACGUGCAGCGAGUGCUGGAACGGGCAUUGGAGCAAGACGGUGGUUAUCAACAUCCUGGUCUUCUGCAUCUGUAUAUUCAUUAUAUCGAGAUGUCUCCUACCCCUGAGUUGGGUAUGAAUGCGGGUGAUCAUUUACGGGAUCUGGUUCCGGAUGCUGGUCAUCUGCACCAUAUGCCUACUCAUCUGGAUAUCUUGGUUGGUGACUGGCGCCGUUCUAUUGCGUCGAAUUAUAACUCGACUCUUGCCGAUGAUAAAUUCCUGCGUCGUGCGGGGGCUGUCAAUUUUUAUACGUUCUACCGGCUUCAUGAUUACCAUUCGCUGAUUUAUGCUGCUAUGUUUGCUGGAAAACUCAAAACCGCUAUGGAUGCUGUUGCGCGUAUGGAGGCGUCCGUUCCGGAGGAGGUGCUUCGCAUGAAAUCCCCUCCUAUGGCGGACUGGCUGGAGAAUUUCAUGACCGUGCGCGUGCAUGUCAUGGUACGCUUUGGCAUGUGGGAGGAGAUUAUUCAGAUGGAAUUGCCCCAUGACCAAGAUUUAUACACGGUCAAAACAGCCAUGGUUCAUUAUGCCAAGGGAGUCGCAUAUGCAGCGACGGGACGGGUAGGUGAAGCAGAGCAGGAGCGGGAAUUAUUCCAAAGGGCUCGGACACGAGUGCCAGAGACUCGUCGGGCCUAUAAUAGCAAGUGCUCCGAUCUCCUGGCUGUGGCGUCCGCUAUGCUCGAUGGAGAGAUUGAAUACCGUCGUGGGGAGUACGAGCAGGCGUUCGACAGUCUGUGCAAAUCGAUCGAGCUGGAUGAUAGGCUUCCGUACAGUGAACCCUGGGCCUGGAUGCAGCCUACUCGACAUGCCUACGCUGCCCUUAUGUUGGAACAGGGCCAAAUCGAGAAGGCCGAGAGUGUGUAUCGCGCUGACCUUGGGCUGGACAACACUCUCAUCCGGCCCCGGCGGCAUCCGAACAAUGUCUGGUCCCUCCAGGGCUACCAUGAAUGCUUGGUGCGUUUGGGGAAGACGGAACAAGCGGCUAUGAUCGAGCCUACACUAAGGCUGGCGCUGGCUGUGGCAGAUGUCCCUAUCAAGGCAUCUUGCUUCUGCAGACUAGAUACAUCGCAGGCUCCGGAGGUGAUUAAGAAGGGUUGUGGCGAUAAAGGUCGUUGUCAUUAG